AUGGCCACCCCUAGUGUCCUAGCCUUUGACGCCGAGGGUCGCGCCAUUGAUUUUGAGGUCUGGCUAGAUGACCUGCAGCUUUUCUUGCAGUGCGACAGAGCUGACAGCCUUUCUCUCUUUGACCUCACCUCUGGCGCCUCUCCUGCUCCUGCUGCCGAUGCUGAUCCCACUGUCCGCUCUCAGUGGGCCACCCGCGAUGCUGCUGCACGUCUUGCUGUGCGUCGCCACCUCCCUACCUCUGAGCGUGCGCAUUUUAGUCAGUACAAGAGUGCUCAGACCUUGUACGACGCUGUAGUUGCACGCUACUCCUCUCCUGCCACUGCUGCACUGAGCCGUCUCAUGCUUCCCUACCUCUUUCCUGACCUCUCUGCCUUUCCCACUGUCGCUGACCUCAUUACGCACCUCCGCACUAGUGACACUCGCUACCGCGCCGCCCUUCCUGCUGAGGACCACUUUCUCUCAGUCUGUCCCACCACUCUCACCGUCGACCUCCUCGAGAAGGCCCUCCUCGCAGCGGAGAAGAGCAUUGUCGCUGUCGGUGCCUCUCGUGGUGACCCUCGCACCCCCAUCUUUGAGGGGUGCUCUCCUUCCCCCUUGCUGCCCUCUGUUGCCUCUGCUGCUGCGGCCGACCUGCUUGGUCUUGAGUCGGUCGGCGCGGCGUCUGCCCCUAGUGGGAGACGUCGCUCUGGCAAGGGCAAGGGGGGCAAGGGCGCGGGCGGAGCUGGAGGGGGCGGUGGCGGUGGCAGCGGAGGCGGCGGAGGGAGUGGGGGUGGCGGCGGGAGUAGUGGUAGUGGUGGUGGUGGUGGUGGCAGCAGCGGCGGAGACGGUGGUGGUGGUGGCACCGGUGGUGGUGGAGGUAGCAGCGGGAGUGGAGGCGGUGGAGGUGGAGGCGGUGGAGGUGGAGGCGGUGGAGGCGGCGGCGGAGGAGGCGGUGGUGGUGGAGGAGGUGGAGCUGGUCGUGGUGGUACCCAGCAGCGGAGCGGCGGUGGUGGUGGUCAGCGCUCGCAGCGGCAGCAGCAGCAGCGUUCGCGGGACAUCCCUCCGCCUCAGCAGCUUCGUGAGUGGUACACUGCGCGUCAGAGGGGUGGGGGUACUGGCCCCUGCGCCUACGUUCUUCGUUCAAGCGACCGCGCGGGUGAGCAGUGUGGGGGUGCCCACUCCACCCAGCGCUGCUUUGGCCGCCUGACGGACGCUUGGCGUCAGCAGUUCCCCGGGGCUAGUGAGAUCCCUCGCUGGGAUGAGCUCCUUAGGGCUGGUGUAGCGAUCUUUGAUCUUGAUUUUGAUGCUAUCCUUUCUGCUAUGUAUGCUGUGACUUAUAGUGAGGAGAAUGAGGGUUACCGGUGUUUCCAGCCCGACCCGGGCAUUGGUACUGCUGCCCUAGGUACUUGUGAGGCUGCUGCUCUAGGUGCCAGUGCGUCUGCGCUCUCAGGUACUGGUGAGACUGCGCUCUCAGGUGCUGGUGAGACUGCGCUCUCAGGUACUGCGUCGCCCUCGUCCUCCCUCACUUUCACACUUGACUCUGGGGCUUCUCGCUCCUUCUUUCGAGACCGCACUACCCUCACGCCACUUGGCCGACCGAUUGCGGUCUCCCUUGCUGACCCCUCUGGGGGUCCUGUCCUGUCUCACUUCUCCACUGUCCUCCCGUGUCCGGCUGCCCCUUCGGGCACUCUGUCUGGUCUGUACCUUCCCUCGUUCUCUACGAACUUGGUGAGUGGUGCGGACCUACAGGAUGCGGGGGUUCACCAGUUCACUCCUGCGAGGCGGCGGGUGACCCACUGCACGGACGCAGACACAGGCCGACACCUGGCCACCUUUUCGCGUCAGCCGGGGUCGAGUCUCUACACCCUGACCACUUCGUCUCCUCCUGUCCCUGUGUCUGGUCAGGUAGCUGCGUCAGGGCCUUCCUGUGUCCCCUGUGUCGAGGGUCGCCUCCGGGCUACUCCUCACUCUUCCCACUUCCCCCCGACAGAGGCUCCGCUGCAGACGCUUCACAUGGAUGUGAAGGGCCCGGCCCCCGUCCGUGGGCAGGGUUACGAGCGCUACUUCCUGUUGGUGGUUGACGACUACUCGCGUUACACCACAGUCCUCCCCUUGCGCAGCAAGGGUGCUGUCACUAAGACCUUCACGCUUCCGGACUCACCACAGCAAAAUGGGAUUGCUGAGCGCCGCAUUGGCAUGGUCAUGGAUGUCGCUCGUACGUCCAUGAUGCAUGCGGCUGCCCCCCAUUUUCUGUGGCCGUUUGCGGUGAGGUACGCGGCGCAUCAGCUCAACCUUCACCCGCGGGUCUCUAGGCCUGCGAUGUCUCCAGCCUUGCUGUGGACGGGGAAGGUUGGCGAUGCGUCUGUGUUUCGUGUCUGGGGAUCUCGGGCGUUUGUCCGCGACUUGUCUGCGGACAAGCUGUCCCCUCGUGCUGCUCCCUGUGUCUUCCUUGGCUUCCCCACUGACGCCCCAGGGUGGCAGUUCUACCACCCCUCCUCUCGUCGUGUUCUGUCCUCCCAGGACGUCACGUUCGACGAGUCGGUCCCCUUCUACUGUCUCUUCCCCUACCGCACUCCUUCCCUCCCCCCUCCCCCGGACUUCCUUGUGCCGGUUCCCCCCCCGGUAGACCCCCUUCCCCCUCAGGUUCCUGCUCCCUCAGGUGUGUCCCAGGUAGACGCCGUUGACCCGGUCGAGGUUUCUGGUGACUCUGGUGCUGCUGCGGGUGCUGAGCCUGGGGGUGCUGACUCUGGGGGUGCUGUCCGCCGGGGUGCUGAGCCUGGAGGAGCUGCUGCUGGGGGUCCUGAGCCUGGGGGUGCUAGUGCGGAGGGUGCGGAGCCUAGGAGUGCUGCGCCGGGGGGUGCUGUCCCUGGAGGUGCUGGGUCUGGGGGUGCUGAGUCGCGAGCUGCUGAGCCUGGGGGUGCUGAGUUGGGAGCUGCUGCGCCUGGGGGUGCUGUGUCUGGAGCUGCUGAGCCUGGGGGUGCCGCGUCUGGAGCUACUGCGCCUGGGGUUUCUCCUGCUGCUCAGCCUCUCCGGGAGCCUCUCUCUCCACAGGAGCUGCGCGAGUGGUUCGCUCGUCGUUGGAGGCGUGCUGCUGAGUCUGGUGGUGCUGCUGGAGCUGGAGCUGGACCUUCUUCGACUGACGAGGGUGCUGGUGCUGCCGGUCCCGGAGCUGCUGGGCCUGCUGGUCCUCUUGGAGCUGGCGCUGCUGAGGGUGUUGGUGCUGAGACUGCUGCUGUUGGUCCUGCUGCUGGAGGAGUUGGUGGCCCUGGUGCUGUCGCUGAGGGUGCUGGAGCUGUCCCUGCUGCGCCUGGAGCUGCUGAGCGGCCUCGACCGUACUUCGUUCCGCUACUGCAGCAGGUUCUUGGUCUUUCUCCUCCGGUAGAGAGUCCACCGCCUGUCCAGUCGCAGUCCCUGCUGGAGCCUUCCUCUCCGCUACCUGCUCCCUCUCCUUACACUGGUCCUACUGGAGGUCUUGCUGAGCGUCGUGAGCCUGCGUCUCGUCCUGCGUCGCCUGUUCGUCCUGCUCGCGCUACUGGUCGCGGUUCGCGUCAGCGUCCUCCUCCUGUCCCUGGCACGCACCAGAUGUCUUUGCGUCCGUCCACUGCUCCUCUGCGUGCCCCUUUGCCUUCUCCUCCUGCGUCCUCUCUUCCUGCGCUUGCCGACCCUGCGUCGGACUCUCUGCGUGCUGCCAGUCCUACUGUCACGCGUUUCCUUGCUACUGUGGUCACUGACCCUUCUUUCGAGUCUUCUGCUGCGUCUGCCCUACUCACUGAGCUUGUCGACUUUGCUGCUCGCUGUCGCUUAGACUACGCUGCUAGUCUUGUUGCUGAGUCUGCGUCUGUCUGUCCUCCGUCCGUCGGGGGUGAGUGUGCUCUUGGCACGGACGUCCUAGAGGACAGGCAGGAGGAGUUACAGUGUCUAGCGGCUGCUUCACCUCAUCUCGCGUCUGUACUGCUUACCCCUGAGGGAGACCCGGAUGCACUAGACAUCCCGACUCCGCGUUCUUACGCGGAGGCUGUAGAGGGUCCCUACUCCUCUCAGUGGCAGGCAGCUAUGGAUGCAGAGAUGGCUUCCUGGAAGUCCACAGGCACCUACGUUGACGCAGUUCCCCCUCCUGGGGCGAACAUCGUCAGUGGCAUGUGGAUCUUCAGGGUGAAGCGGCCGCCGGGCUCUCCGCCUGUCUUCAAGGCGCGUUACGUCGCUCGUGGCUUCAGUCAGCGGCAGGGAGUUGACUACUUUCAGACCUUCUCUCCCACCCCGAAGAUGACUACUCUUCGGGUGCUGCUGCACGUUGCCGCUCAGCGCGACUACGAGCUUCACUCUCUCGACUUCAGCACUGCGUUCCUGCAGGGUAGCCUGCACGAGGAGAUCUGGCUGCGCCGUCCGCCUGGCUUCACUGGGACUUUCCCUCCUGGCACCCAGUGGAGCCUCCGACGGCCAGUCUACGGUCUCCGCCAGGCACCGCGUGAGUGGCACGACACACUGAGGACUACGCUUGCGGCUCUUGGGUUUGCUCCUUCCACUGUUGACCCGUCGCUGUUUCUUCGCACCGACACUUCCUUGCCGCCGUUCUACAUCCUCGUGUACGUCGACGACUUGGUCUUUGCCACACCGGACACUGCUGGACUCGCCUACGUGAAGUCCGAGCUGCUGAAGAGACACACGUGCACAGACCUGGGUGAACUGCGCAGCUACCUUGGCUUGCAGAUCACUCGGGACAGAGCACGCCGCACCAUUACCCUGACUCAGUCACACAUGGUGCAGCAGGUCCUUCAGCGCUUCGGCUUCACGUACUCCUCGCCUCAGGCCACUCCUCUGCCUACUCGCCACUCGCUCUCAGCUCUGCCUUCGGAUGAGUCCGUAGAGUCGAGUGGCCCGUAUGCAGAGCUUGUUGGCUGCCUCAUGUACCUGAUGACCUGCACACGACCUGACCUUGCAUACCCUCUGAGCAUCCUUGCACGCUAUGUUGCUCCUGGGAGACACCGACCUGAGCACAUGGCUGCAGCGAAGAGGGUAUUGCGCUACCUGUGCAGUACGUCGGGCAUGGGGCUAGUGCUUGGAGGGCGGAGUCCAGUGGUCCUUACGGGCCACGCGGACGCUUCUUGGGCUGACGACCAGGCUACGCAGCGGUCGUCACAGGGUUACACCUUCAGCCUUGGUUCCGGCUCUGUCUCGUGGCGGUCUACUCGCUCGUCUUCGGUUCUCGGCUCCAGUUGUGAGGCUGAGAUCUACGCCGGGGCCAUGGCUGCACAGGAGCUUCGCUGGCUCACCUACCUGCUGACUGACCUUGGAGAGCCGCCUCGUUCUCCUCCAGUGCUGUACGUAGACAACAAGGCCAUGCUGGCCUUGUGUCGAGAGCAGCGUUUGGAGCACAGAACGAAGCACAUUGCUCUCCGCUACUUCCUUGCUCGUGAGCUGCAGCAGCGUGGUCAGCUGCGACUUGCGUACGUGGCCUCUGAGGCCAACACUGCUGAUGUGUUCACCAAGGCACUCGCGCAUUGUGACCAUCAGCGCUUCUGUACCCAGCUGGGUCUUGUGCCUGUCUUGCCUCACUUGCUCUCUUCCUGA
Messenger RNA from Closterium sp. NIES-65, 5547 nucleotides. NCBI's taxonomy places the organism in Eukaryota, Viridiplantae, Streptophyta, Zygnematophyceae, Desmidiales, Closteriaceae. The record is from the annotation of a GenBank genome assembly.